Messenger RNA from Toxoplasma gondii ME49, 13857 nucleotides. RefSeq lists its product as hypothetical. Bases 1 to 13857 code for a protein of 4618 amino acids. Lineage: Eukaryota; Apicomplexa; Conoidasida; Eucoccidiorida; Sarcocystidae. The transcript is spliced from 8 exons. The record is from RefSeq and is a predicted model, not a curated record.
AUGCUUCAGUCCCUCAGUUCUACGACUCCGUCUCCGACGGCGCGCCAUGGCGAACAGCCUCCUUCCGAGUCCCAAAGGCUCAGCCAGGCCUUCGGUCUCGCCGCAGCCGCACAAGUCUCUUCCGGCCUCGCCUGUGGAGCUCCAAGAGGCGGCGGAGCCUGGCCUCCGCGGCCCUCUGGGGAUUCAAAGGCCGUUGCUGGCGCGCCCCCCGCAGGAGUCGUGGAGGAGACCGAGAGACUGAUGGAACUUGUUCGUACCGUUGAGACAGGAAGGCUCGCUGCAUGCAGACGCGCUGUCUGUGGAUUGGCGGCAAAGUUUCGGCUGUACGAGGCGACGGGGCGUUUGUGUCGCUGUCCGCCCUCGAGGUCUCUGCGCUGCAAGCCGCCGCGCUCUCGGGUGCCCUCGUCUGAGGCCUCUGGCGGGGAAGAGGAGAAUGAGAGAAAUCGGUUGAAUCGCCUUCUGCGUCACGGCGAAGGAGGUUGUCUGGAAGAAGAACUGGCGGAGACGAGAGGGAAGCCCCCCUGUGUCCAAUCAAGGGAGACGGAGGAAGUCGAGGUCUCUCUCUGCGGCUCUCCAGUUUGUUCUUCGCUACAGCUGCACGCUGCGCUGGCUGAGGCGCUCGUUUCUCUGGUGCGACGGUGUGGAGAAGGCGCAGAGGCGAGGCAGAGAGAACUCACGCAGGAGACCCACAGGAGACAGACGACCGAGGAAGACGAAGCUGUCGCUCUUCUUCAAGGCCUGCAACUCCUCAAGUCUCUGUGUGAGAGCGACCAUCAGUAUAUUGCCGCCUUCCACGCCGCCGGUAUGGUGCCGCAUCUCAACUGUCUCCUCUCCGGACUCUCCGCUCGAACCGGGGACGCAGGCCCUUUGGCGUCGCUCUCGUCCUUCCGCUCUGGCGCGGAGACACCAGGCAACGCCUCGCCUGCUCUGGCAUCUGCAAUUAACGAGGCCCUACAAAUCCUCCUGACGCUGUCUCCUGCUCCUUCUCCGCGGAGACAGGCCUUCUCCCAAACGCUUCAGAGCCAAGCGUCUCCGUCGCAAGGUGUCUCCUCCACCUCUUGGCGCGACCCCGCAGCAGCGGCUCCGCUCCACCGGCCUUUUGUCUCUUCAUCUGAUCCCCCUUCUUCCUCAUCUGGCCUCGCGCGAAAGGAGACAGAGGCGUUGUCUCGAGUACCGCAGCCGUCAGCUGGCCCUCUGGGACACAGUGUCUCCAAAGAUUUGGAACCUCAUGCACCUCUCUUUACCACUGCCUCGCAGCUUUCGGUGUCUCCUUCGUUUCCUUCUCCGACAUCUCCCGUUUCUUCUUCUCGAGAUGGAGGCUCGCACUCGUGCCGCCUGGGUGAAGAGGCUCGCAGCGCCCACCGGACGAGACUGCGUAUCUCUGCCGGCCUCGCGCUUGGACAGCCCAAAGAAGGAAGAGAAGACGGGAGAGCGGAGAAGGUGCAGAUCGGAGGCGGCCGUGGAGAUGCGUUUCUUCUUCACUCCUCUCCCGGUCGAACUGUGGUCCCGGCGAUCGUGCAUGACCCGCGGAUCCUGGCUUCUCCGCUUGUCUCUCCGCAUGCGUCAGUCCCGACAUCUCCGAGAGAGACAGGUUCCGGAGAUCGGCCCCCCGUUGCUCGCGGGCCAGCCGUUUCUCCGACUUCCUCAUUUUCCUCGAGCGCCUCCUGGGUCGCAACCCCCAUCGUUCUGCAAGCUGGAACUUCGUUUUCUCAGCUUGCUGCUGCCCCUACUGGUUCCGCGGGCGCUCGCCAGAAAGGCGAACUCGAUGGCGAAGUCCCGGAGGGAAGCCGAGCGACAGACGGACGAACCUGCCCAGCCACGCACUCCCGGGAGGUCUGGUGUACAUACACCGGAAGCGGUGCAGCUCGCCAGGAGCCUGAGUCCGCGCUCCGUGAGGGAGACGACGGUGCUUUCGUUCCGUCUCUCGGUUCUCCACGGCAUAUGGCCGAGCAACGAGAGGAUCGUUUGCAUGUGCCUCCUGCGGCCUGUCGUUCCGGUGUUCGGUUUGCUGCUUCGCUCGCAGGGCGCCCUCCAGCUGACUUCUCUGUGGAGACGCGCUGGCAGCAGCAGCUCUCGCAAGGAGAAGAGCGGGAGACGACGAGAGAAGGACAGUGGCAAACCGAGAAGGGAUGCAGAGGUGAUCUGUCGCUGGCAGGGGAGAAGCUGGAGAGACACGAAGCUCGCGAAGGAGAAGCGCGAGGAGGCGAGUUCGGAGUCGCCAGUGACGUUCUGGGCUCUGUCGGAGCAGGAGACCUGUCACGAAUUCAUCCCUCCGAUGCGCGUUUGAUUCAGAGUGUGUGCGAAGCGUUUCGCUCUCGCGAUCUGCGACCGGAGGACAUCAUCCGCCUCGCCUCCUGUCUGCCUACGGAUGUCCUCCCCGAUUUCCACCCUGUCGCGCGGCUCUUCAUUCUCCAGUCCUUUUGCCUCCAACGACGCGCUGCUGCUUCUGCCGCGGCCUUGACAUGCGCGCGAGAGCGAGAGGAGGUUUCUCUCGCGUCUUUCUGUCUAACGGAGGCCCUUUGCGAGGCCCUGAAGAGUUCGCACGAGAAACGCACAGGCCUGUGGGGCGGACUGUCUCCAGUGUCUCCGUGUUCGGGGGGCGAGGGGGACAGACAGGCCGCGGGGUGGGCCCACAGAUGUUGGCGCCGGAGCGAACAAGACGUCGAGCUUCUUCUCGCGCUUCUUCGAGUGGCGCUUGGAACUCUCCAGAGCCUGAGAGAGGCCCUGUGCGUCGCCGUCUCUUCCGGCUUCUCCUUCCCUCGCGCAGAGCCUCUCUCGCGUGCUUCAGGUGUCUCUACGGCUGCGACCUUCGACUCCUCUUUCGCCCAAGAACUGACGCCGUUUUUUUCCUCUGCGGGAUGCGGGUGUCGAGGGAGGCUUCCUCCUCGUUCGCUGAUUCUGUCGCUUCUGUCCAGCGCCUUCCAAUACGGUUUGUGGGAGCCUUCAGCGCUUCCCGAGCUUCGUUCGCUUCUCUCGCUCUGCAUGCAAGUUCUCUCUCUCCGCAUCCAAGCGGAUCUCGAUCAAGAGGGGAGGCCUACGUCGCCCGCGUCGCUCGGCGAUUCUGUCGGCUCUGCAGGCAGUUUCAGUCUGUCUCUCGAGGAGGCGCUGGUCGUCGGAAGGCAGCUGUUUGCGGGAGUGACAUUUUACUUCCCUCGAGCUGCUCUCGAUUUCUCGUCUUCAGAUCAGAGUGGAGACAACAUGCGUGGAAGCGGUGGCCCACGAGUGGAGGCGCGCACAGCCGAGACAGCUUGGGAGGGCGAGAGUGUGGGGAAGAAGCUGCGAGAAGAGACACACCGCCUGCUUCAGCUCGCUCCGUGUCUCCGCGGUCGCACAGAGACAGGGGCGUCUCUCGGGAGAGAGUGGACGAUCGACCGCGGCCUCAUCUCUGUAGACGAGCUCGUCGCAACGUCUACCGCAACUCCUCUGACACCUGAACAAGAUGCGUUUUUGGACAUCUUCCUUUUAACGCUUCGGUGGGUGUCUCCGCCCCUUCGCUUCGUGUGGCUCCACGAAACGCGCCUUCUUCCGCUUCUCGUCUUUUUCCUCUUCAAGUCCAACUUGCUCUUUUGUCGUCCUCGUCUUCUUCCUCUCCUCCUCGAGCCUCUCGUCUUGCGCGCUCCCCGCGGGGGAGAGAGCUCCAUCCUCCGCAGAACUUUCCUGCCGCCGCCAGACGCUGCGCCUGUCUCCUCAGGCCCCGUCGCCCCGCGCGCCUUCGCUGGAGCUCCACCGCGGCGCUUGCAGCGGGGAACUGAGGCCGACUCGUCUCGCCACCCUGCGCCCGGAGGCCUGAACUGCAAGUUCGGAAUUUCAGUGCAGACAGCGGCAGAAAGAGGCUUUGCCCUCGGCUACGCAGUUCUUGAAGGCCUGCUUCUCCUGGACGCCCUUCUGGCUCUUCUUCGUUUCGCCUCGCGCUCGCGAGAGGUCCAUGCGCUGGAGUGCGUGUCUCGUAGAGAAGCCCAAGGAGCGAGAAGCGACGAAGAAGCGCGAGAACAGAGGGAGAGAUUCCCGUUCUCGCAGCAACCUGCAGAAUCCUCAACAGAAAGUUCAGAUCAGCGAAACGAAACUGUCAACUGCGCGGAUUUCCUGGAAACCUUUGCGGCCUCUCUGGGACGAUAUGCGAGGCCUGGUGACAGCGCAGGAGAGGGUGCGGCAUCAGGGGGCGAGGCCCUUGGCUUUGGUUCGAAAACCUGCGACUCAGGUCGGGCAAGAGAUACGGAGCAAUGUUCUGUCUGCCGGCCUUCGCAGCGGUCUCAAGAGCUCGACGCGUUAGCUUCUGGGUGCGAUCGGUCCGCGUUUUCUUGUCCAGGCGACGCCGCUCUUUUUCCUCUUUAUUUGCUCCUCCUCGGAUCCCCUCGCGAUCCGACUCAGCAAGAGAGAAGACGCCUUCUGCAGGGGAGUUGUACACCAUCGAUGACAAUCCUGCAACGCCCCACACGGGGAGAACGAGGAACCUCGGACAGCCGAGGGAAUGUCACUCGCGACCUUCUCUCGGAGCUCCUUUUCUCUCUCGUUGCAAAUGUUGUCUCCUCAGCGUUGUUGGGUGGCACAUGUUCUUCCGCUUCGUCUUCUGCUUCCUAUUCGCUUGGCUCAGGACGCCCGAAGCCACUGCGGUUGUUUGCUCUCUUAUCGCUGCUGGCUUGUCCGAAUCCUGGAGUCCCUCGUCUUGUUCGUUCUCUCUUGGACAUGGCCUGCGUCUCUGACUCUUCCACGCCGCCCUUGGGUCGACGCCCAGGCUCUCGCGCGGACCUUCUCGGUCUCCUUCUCGCUCCAGACUUUGUAUACGAGCUGUGUGUCUCUGGCCAGGAAGAAGCUCGUGCGUUCCUUACUCGAAGCCUUAUUCCUCUUCUUCUUCACCUUGCGGGUCUCUCUUCUGAAGGAGACGCCGACGCCUCCAGGCGGCCUGUCUCAGGCGAGGCUCUCUGCGCUCUCGACUUCAUCGACCUGUGGGAUCCUUCUCUCCUCCCUCCUCUCCUCUCUCGCAGCUCUUCUUCCUCUUCCGCGGCGGGCGGUCUCGCAUCUUGGUGCUCUCUGUCUCAGCUCCUUCGUCGCCUCUUUUCGGUAGACGCAUCAGUGAGGAGCGACGGGGCGCAAGCGCUUCUGCUCAACGUCCUUCGUCUCUCUCGGUCUCCGACGAGUCUCGCACCCGGCUCUCCCGCCUCUCGUUCCGCCUGGUGGGCGACGGUCGCCGUAGCGUCCGCGGCCUGCCGAGGCCUCAACGAGGCCGAGAGAGGUCCACGGACGCCGGCCGGACUCGCAGGCGGCUCGGUAGCCGAGUCUGGAGAGGAGGAAGCUCGCAGAGAACGGCCUGCGCCUCCUGCUCUCGACCCUCUGGGGACUGCGGCGGCGUUCUGGCACUCGCGGGGCCGAGAAGAAAUGCAGGCGUUCUUCGUCAGAAACCUCGAGUGGAGACAGGACGAGGUGGACAUGCUGCGUGUGGCUUUGCUGAACCGCAAGCUCGACUGGAAGACAAAGACGCAGUCUCUCCGGGCGUUGAGCGUUUUUCUUGUCUCCUGCCCGCGAGCGGCCAUCGCCUUCUUCUCGUCUCCUGCUUUCUUCCAAGAGGCAGCCAGUCGAAGCGAAUCCUCUGCCUCGUCUCACAGCGCCGAAGCGGUGCGAAGUCCCUGCUUCCCAUUUGGGGCAACUGCAUGCCUGGGUGGCGAUCAAGAGAUCCCCGGGCCAUUUGUCUGCGGAACGCAUCAUGCGCCGGCUUCGGAAUCUUCUGCGCCUUCUCUUCAACUGCUUCCUGCCUUGCUGUCUCUCUUUUUCUCCGUGUGUAUCGAAGCCUUCGAAGACAGAGAGCCCCCGGCUGCGGAGCCUCUCGCCCUCAGCCUCUUGUCGGAGUUGCUUCGUUUCUUCGCGCUUCCGCUCCACCUUCUCCCAGCGACGGAAGUCUCUUCUGCACAGGUUCACACACUCUUGGAGCGCGAGUUGGUGGCUUCUGGAAUCUUGGCGUCUCUCGUCCUUCUCCCCGCUCCCGCCCUCUGUUGCUUCGCCUUCCAGCUGGUCGCUCGGCUCCUCUUCUCUCCCUUCUGCACCUUCCUCGUCUCCUCGCGACGCUGUCCCCUCGAGCCUGGCCUCGCUCGCUGCCUCCGGAGGGACGACGCCGAGGAGUCACUCGCGGCGGCUUCGGCGGCCGCUUCGGCGGUGGUCCACGGCGUUCCUGGAGACGCAGGAGACAAGCAUAUGCGGCUCCUCGUCCCCUGUUGGGCGACGGCGACUUACCUUUUUCCUCUGCCCCUGCAGCAAGUGCAACUGCGGCUCGCGAGCGUCUCCUUCUGGGACGCCCGGCCUCCAGACCUCGCGUUCGGCCUCCUGGGAGACUCGUGGAGCCAUCUCGCCCCGUUCUGUUCGCUCCUGUUGUCUCCUCACCUGCGGCCCUUGAGGAGACGGCGCCAGGGAACGGAUGACGAGGAGCGAGAGGACGAGGAGACAGAGAGAGAGGAGGCAGAACUCGCAAAGUACUCGAGAGAGAGAGAGGACGAGAUGCAGACAGGCAGCGAGGACGCUGGCUUGUUUUUUUCAGAAAUUGUUGCGUCAGGCUUUGCGCGUUCUGAGCUGCCGAACUCUUCGCCGGUGUUUGAAGGGAGCGACGCGCUCUCUCUUUCUGCACAGGUGCCUCCGUGGGCCUCUCCCGAGCUUGUCAGGUUCCUGUGUGACAUGCAGAAUGCGUCGCUCUCUGGCCCCGAGGAGUUUUUUCUUGCUCGGCAGCCGCCGUUCCAGAGUCUCCGUUUGCCGGAGAUCGCCGCUUCUCUGGCCUCUCUCUCUCGCUCGGAGUCGCCUGGCGAGGACAUCAUACGCCCAGCGCUCUUCGGUGGCGUCCCCUCCGCGUCCUCGAGCCUCGCCUCUCUUUCUGCCUCUGCGUCUUCCCUUGGUUCUUCGGCUCCAGUCCUCCCCGUUGUUGGGCUCUCGCGUUCCAGUCUCCUCCUGACACCACGCGUCGCGCAACUCCUCGUCGAUCCCCAUACCCACUACUUUUCGCUCCUGCUGCUUCACCUGCGUCGGCCGCCGCCUCUCAGAGCCGCGCCGGCGUCGGUGGGCGGCGGAGAACGUCGACGCCCUGCCAGGAGCCAGUCUGGAGCCUCUCCAACCGAAGGGGAGACGAGCGGCGCGGCGAAUCCUCCCCCGCCUCCCAGCUCCUGCGCCCUGCCGCAUCCCUCAGAUGUGCCAUUUCUGGAAGCCGUGAGGGCCGCGGAGAUGCUCCUGCGCGCCCUCGCGGGAGGCGAGGCCCUCCGCGGAGACAGCUGGGGGAGACGGGGAGAGAGCGGACGAGCUGUGGGGACCGGCAGAACAGCAGAGACGGCAAGGGAGGUCCGGGGAAGCGAGGCUGAAGGAGAAGAACAAACCGCAUGGGCAGAGCGGCUUCUGCGCCGUUGUGAGCAAGAGACAACGCCUCCGGCUCUGCAGACGGGCUUGGCGCGGCUCGGGGAGGUUGCUAGCCAUCACAUUCUGCCUUUUGUCGCGAAACUCGCCGCUCAGCUAGCCAGCAUCUUGGACGCAGAUUGCGCCUCCUCCGCCGGUGACCUCUGGGGUCAGGAUGAAGUUUGUCGCCUCCCUGAAAGCGGAGACGACACCCUCACGUCGAUUCGACCUUCUGCGUUGGCCUCUCGAGACGGCGAACGCGAAACACAGCGCGGAGACUGGGACGGGUCGCAGGCUUCACCCUCGCAGGUGUAUGGAUGCCAAGAGCGCUCAGGAAGCGUUGCGAGCUUCGUGCGAGAGUUGGACCUCCUUCUUGCCUGCCUCGAGUUUCUUCUCCGCUUCCUGCCGUUCCUCGCAGGCCGCAGCUUCCACGGCGGCUGCAGCGCGGAGCUUGCGGAAUGUCAGCAAGCUUCGAGACGCUGGAAGCCUCGAAAUCGCCGUCCCAGACCCGCGUCCGAACCGGCAAGCCUUGCAUGCAGCUUCUGUCUCUGCUCCUGGUUCCACGCUGUGGAUGUCCUCCGCCUCCUCGCCGACUUGCUGAGGAUCUCUGAGGACCUCUCCACCCUUCGGCGCCGCGCCCUGGACCUGGCGGAGGGCCUCUUCCGGCCCUUUGCCUCCUCGUCUCGAGGCAGGGGGGGAAUUGCAUGCGUGGAAGCUCUGCAUGCACGGGGGCCGCUUCUCGAGGCGAGACGGACCCAACACUGCUCAGAAGGCGAGGCGCGGGGGCGCAGGGCCUCGCGACUGUGGGGUAAAGGCGACUCCACCCGAGUCUCCCACGACGACGGAGACGUCGGCUGGUCGCCGGGCCUCUUGUGGCUUCCUGCAUCUCGACGUCAGCUCGAGAAAGAGCUUCUUUUGCUCUUGGAGAAAGCCGAAAAGGCAGAUUGCUUACAGAGUGAAGGGGGGGCGCCGUCUCACUUUGCGCCGUCGCGUGCCGCGGCCUCGGGCGCCUUGCCUUCCCUUCGCGUUGCGCCGCUUCAGGGGAAGAAGCCCGUCUGUCAGGCCCUGGUCCUGGCUGCGGCUGUGGUCCUUCCUUUGGAUACAUCUGCAUGCAGAGGGGGCCAGACGAGUCCCCAGCUCGCUGCGCGAAACGUUUUCUCUUUGUGGCUUCAUGCAGCGAGUUACUGGGUAGCCGACAGCUCGCCAGACGUCCGGCAAGCCGCCUGGUAUCUCCUGCUCGCCGUUGUUCCCCGGCCGCCUUUUUCCUUCGGGGAGACAGACUCUGCGUACAGCCUUUCGCGACUGUCGACGCAAGAGGCAAGUCCUUCCCCGGCGAGCUGUGACGCUUCUGGAGUUCCCGGCCUUCUGCUGGCCUCGCUGCCGCCUCGCGCGUGGGCAGCGCUGCUCUGGCGGAGUGCAGAGGCGGUGGCGAGGCUCGCAGCCCCUGAGCCAGGAGCUGGCGGGGAUGCGGCGGCCGCGGCGACUCUUGCCCUGGAGUCCAACGCGUCCGAACAGGCUCCAAGUGACCCGCGGGAUGCCCCACGAGGCCCAGGGAGGCCCCUGCCUGCUGGCUUUUGUUCUCGGUGCCCUGAGUGUCUCGCAGAGUCGGUCGCGGCUGCUUUCUUCCUCUGCACGAUUCUGGAGACCUUCCGUUCUCUCGCUCUCAGUGCGGGAAGCCACACAGAAGACGAGAAUCUCCGACUGCAUGCGACAGUUGCUUUGUCGGACGACCAGCUCCUGGCGGGUGGCGGAGACCCCUGGAGCCUCCUUGGCGGGAGACGAGAUAGCGCAUGGCUUGAAGACGAGAGUUCUCGAGGGAGAGAGAGAGGUCGGCGCCCUCCAUCGAGAGGCGGUCAGGGAGGCGCCCGGCCGUUGCCUAUUCCCAGUAGCGACGCUUCAUCAAGCAGGCGAUGCGACACAGACAACGUUCUCGAAACUACUUUUCCUGACGACAGAAGCGAAGAAGAAGCCGCAUGGCGAGGUCUCGAAUUUCGUCUUCGCUCGAUCUGCCGCUGGCUUUGCAGUCCCCGUUUUCUCGGACAUGUCCUGCCCUGGUUUCUUCCAUUCGUCGUUCCUGCCCCGUUUCCCCGCCGCCUCAAACUCUCUCAUCGAACUCCCUUGGAGGCCCAGCUGGCAGGAGUACGUCUCCUUCGCUUGGCCCUCUCUUUGUCUCCCGCCCCCUGUCUCGCGCAGCUUCUGCCGGGAGCCAGUGUCUCCUCGCCGCGCGCCGCCGACCGCUGUAGGGCGCAGGAGACACCGCCUCCCGCUCUCGGCGAGGGCCCCGCAAGGAGACACCCGGCGACUUUGUGGGGUGUGUGGGGUGGCCUCGUCGCGGCUUUGAAUCCUGAGGAGGCCGCCUUCCAUCAAGACUCCUUUUCGGUCACCACUUUAGGCUCGGGGUGCGAUCCAAAUGGCGGAGACGAGAGCGAAACAGAGCGCCCUUCUCGAGCUUCGUUCCAGACCCGGGUGGCGCGCCAUUCACCCGACGACAGGGACCUGGAGAAAUGGCGGCCCCAGGGACUCCAGCCAGAACGAGGUGAGGAACGAGCAGAAGGGAAUGUUUGCAAGCAGUUGAGGAAUCGGCAUCAGGACGGCGAACUGCCGAGAAGAAGAGGCGACGUCCCAGCAGAAAGGUGCAGAGACAGCCGCGACUCUUCCCUCGCCCUCACGGUGGGCCUUGAGUCGCUGGCUGUAGCCCUCAGAGCCGCUGAACUGGACCCCGAGACCUUCGCGGUCGUCUGCGUGGAGUCGCCUCUUCUUGCCCAUGUGCGUCUUCUCGUUGAAGCGGUUUUGAGGGAGGGCGUCCGCAGUUGCCAGGUAGACGCCCGCGAGUCUCGAAACGGAGACACCGUACUCGCUCGGACUUGCUGUGGGGCGCUGCGGCGCUCCCGGCACCACCUGGCCGAGAGCGGCCGCACUGGAAAAACGGAGCUCAGGCUCGAAAGCGAGUCCGGAAGUCCGUGGGGGCCUUGUCGCGUUUGUGCUCGUUUGCCGCCUUCCCGAGGAAGCAGACGAGACUCGAGCACCGAAACGAAGGACCAGGAGGGGUCUCCUGUCUCCUUUGUCGCUUCCUGCUUCUGCGACGCCGCUACGCGCCUUAGGGCAUCGACCGCGCUUCAGAUGUCGCAAGCGACUUCUGUGCUUCUUCUGAGGCUCCUUGGGCUCCUCUAUCCGCGGGAGCGCUUGCACCUUCCUGCCGCCGCUUCACAACUCCUGGACAAGUGUCUCCUCGGCGCCCGUAGGGCUUGUCUCGGGUCUCGUCCCUCCCCCGACCCCGCGGCUGCUCGCCUCGCCAGAGACGCGGCGCGCAUUAACCUCUGGGCCGCCGACGGCCUCUGGAUGUUUCUGCUCUUCUGCAUCCAAGAUGGAUCCUCGCUGGAGGAACGACCGGCGUCUCCUGCCUCCGCGCCGACGGGCGUCUCGCCUCUCACACCGCUCACGCAGUCCUCUUCAGGGUCGCCCCAUCUGGGGCUCGGCCGCGUCCUCUCCCCUUCUGCUCUCUCCGCAGUGGUGGCUUUGAUUACUUUUCUUCUUUUUCUUUCGAACGACGCCUCCAGCUCUUCGACUACGACGUCGCAUGCACUUCCCCAGCCGUCCUCGCGGACCUGCACGGCCCUCUUCUACCGCCUCUCUGUUCUCCUCGUUUGCCAUCUCUCCACUCACUCCCUAGCUGAUCUCUGUGCUCGCGCUCUCCUUCCGUCUUCUAAGUGGACACCGCUCGUGUGUGGGGAGAGGGGGAGGACGUCAGUUUCCUCGGAGCUCUGCGCCAGCCAUGCGACUUCCGGGAGACAGGGGAUGUCUCUGUCUCGCGUCUCGGCCUUCACGGCGACACAGGAGAGAAAAGAGAGACGAAUCUCUCCUUCGCCUCGCCUCCAUAGCCCUCGCAUGCAGCGGGCAACUUCCGCUGUCUCCACUCCUCCGCGGCCGCGCUCGGCUGCUUUCCUUUCGUCGCCCAAACCGUCCCUGUCUCCUCGGGCAUUGUCCGGAGAGGGUGACAGGCGACUGGAAGGGAGAAAGAACAACUCUUUGUCGCUUGCAUCCGACGCGAAAGGGGGUGUGAAUCGGAGGCGCAGUUUCUGCGAGGGAGACACGAAGACGCAACGGCUUUGCUUUGAAGUCUGUGAGGAAGAUUUUGAAGUCCAGAGGCUGGAAGACCUCUUGUUUGAGGCGACUGCGCUCUUCUUCUUCUUCUCUCCGGCGGUCGCCUUCGCUGUCGCCUGGCGUCUGCCCCUCCCGGCCUUUGAGGAGAGAGCAAAGAGGAAAACGGAGGCCGGGACUCCCUUGGCUUCCCCCGUUUUCUCAGCGACUGCGUGCGUCGCGUCGGGGACUCGGCGAGGCGAGGAGACAGCACAGACGCUUUCCUCUCGCGAACAGAGACACCUUCUGCCAAUGCAAAUCCUCGCAGAAAUCGAGCUUCUCGCUCACGGUUCCACAGCCCGUGCGGUCAUCAACUUCGACGCGUCGGAGCGGCUUCUUGCGCGACAGAGACCGCCGCAGACAUCAAGCCUAAGGUCCGGCUUGGAAGAAUGGUUUGCAGCUUCUCUUCUUCGAGCUCCUCUGGCGCCGCCGCGGGCCUCUGUGGAAGCGCGGCGCGGCGAGCCUCGCGAGGAGACAGUCUCCUCGACUCGAAGGCACAUCACGAGCUCAGCGAGUUGUGGGGAGUUGGUCGAACGCAGGCUGUCGCGCCUGCUCCUCCUUCUUGCCCUCGUCUGCACCAGCGAAGGACGGAAAAAGAAGGAAAAUGGCUUAAGAGAGGCAGUGAGAGAACGCGACGCGGCCCCGUUCGGCGUCGCCAUCGCAGCUCUCAAGUCGCUCUGGCGGCUGGCUGCCACCCAGGACCAUCUAAGGCGCGUUGUGCUCGUUUUUCUUCAGCGGUGUCUCCUUGGGCCCCAGUCCCUGUCUUCCUCUCCGGACUUUUUCUCUCUGCCGUGUCCGCCUGUGCCGAGCUUCUCGUCCUCCGCGCCUUCCUCAGGCGUCUCCCCAGACGUUCUUCUUCGCUGCCGUCUGAAUGAGUCUGGUCUUCUGGACGCAUUGCUCGCUGCGUCGCUCGAUGCUUUGGAGAGACGCGACGCUCUGUUCCUCCCUUCUUCGUCUUCCAGAUGUUACGGCUCUGGAGAGAGGCGAGGCCUGUGUGUCUCUCGCGCAGGCUCCCCGCUUCCCGCUGACGCGCUUGCGACUCUUUUCUUUCUCGUCGCGGCCAGCGUCUCGGCAAAGAGUGAGAAACGCACGGAACUCCUCGGCUUCGCUGCGCAGCUCGCCACUCACGUUAAGGCUCUGCUUUCUGCCUUCGUCCACGAGGUCCGCGCGGCUCUCCCCCAGCAGAGUUCUCUCCACGCCUCGGCUUCUGCCCAUUCUCGCUCUCCUCGCGUUUCUUCGCUCGCGUCCGCGGGAGCCUCGGGGGCUUCCUCGCCUCGGCUCGCGGCCCCUCACGCCGAGCCGACCGCCGCGUUUGAGGCCCGACUCGUGGGGUGUCUCCACUGUCUCCGAGCGAUUUGUGGGGUGGGGGGCGUCGCGGAGGACUGCCGAAGCCUCUCGUGUCUGUUUGCAGCGUCUCCGCUCCUUUCCAUCGGUGGAGACCGAGGCCCGGUGUUCGCCGAGGUCGUACGGGAUCCACAGGGCCAGGGGGAUCUCUCUGGAUGGCCAAGCAGAUGCAUGCAGUCGCCUCGACUCGACUUCGCCACGAAGGGUCACUACGCAACGCAGGCGGAGAUCCGCGAAACCAUCGACCUGCUCGCGAGCGCGCUCCUCGUUCCCUCGCUCUCCUUCGCUUCGCUCGCGGCCCUGCUCGCCUUCCUCGCUGCAUGCGUCGGCGGAGGCUCCUUUGCGGCUGCCUUCGCCUCGCCGCUCAGCAAGUCUGCGCGGCUUCUUCUUCUUUCGUCCAAAGCCUUCCUCACUGUCCCCGCGUUCCUUUUGUCGCACCGCUUCUCCCCGGCGUUGCUGGACCAAGAGAAAGAGCGAGAACGCGAGAGAGGAGAAGAAGAAGGUGAACACAAGGGAAGCAGAAGAGAGCAGAGGCGACUUUUCUUUGAGGGUGGAACUGCAUAUCUGCAUGCUUCGCAAGCAGGGCGAGAAGGACUGAGAAAGGAGAAGAGAGAGAAAGAAGAUUUCCUCUUCUGGCGCGCAGGACUUCGUUCCCUCUUGGAGCUGUUGCUGGCCACCGUCUGUGUCGAUCGACGCGUCGCAGGCGGCGCUCAGAAGAUGCAGAAGCCGACUCUCUGUGCGGCUCUUCGUGUCUGGCGCUCGCGGCUCUCUGAGAGCGCAGAGUCGCAUCCAAACUCAUCGUCGGAAAAACGAACGUUCUCCCCCUGUCGCGUCGCCUUUGACACUUUCGCUUGCCGAAGCAGAAACGGAGGGGAAGGCGCAGAAGAUUCCAAAAGCGACAGAGAAGAUCACCGUUCCCUCGCGGAUCGAAGAGGGGAACAGGGCGCAGACUCAGACGCGGAUCCUACAGACGAAACGCUGUUGCAUCUCGUCUCUUCUGUCAUGGAAAACAUUUGA